Molecule: messenger RNA, 666 nt
Organism: Knipowitschia caucasica
Lineage: Eukaryota; Metazoa; Chordata; Actinopteri; Gobiiformes; Gobiidae
Source: the annotation of a GenBank genome assembly
AUGGAGUUUCAUAACAAAAACGUUGACAUGAGCCACAGAUCGCGACGCAGGCAACGGUGGACGCCACGCCCGAACCAGCCGCCGCUUCCUAUAAGGCUUACAAACACUGUGUCUGUGGACUCUCCGCAGGACCAGGCCCUCUCUCAACAUCUGCUCAGACAGAACCAAGAACUGAAGCAACAGUUGGAGAGGGAACAGCAGAGGAACCAAGCCUCCCAGGAAGGGCUUCUCACACAGAUAGAGAACCUCAAACUGGAAGUAGUGCGGGAUCCAGGCGAGAUUUGGGCCUUCAAAUCUCGCCACCAGGCUCAUGAAGCUGUGAGCAAACUGCAAGAGAAGGAGAGAGAGACGCACGCACUGAAGACACAAGUGUCCGCCCUAAGAUCUGCCCUGAACCAGGAGAAGCAGGCCACCAGAAAGGCCCAGACCUCCCAGACUGCUCUGCUGCAGCUGGAAGUCCUCGAGGAGAAGCUUCAGCAGCUCCACCGAGAACAGCUGUGUUCAGAGAAACAGAGCCGGCUGAUCCUGGAGCAGCAGGUACAGAAGCUGUCUGAGGACCUGACCUCCUCUCAGGACUACAGCACUGCUCUGGAGCUCCAGGUUCAUGAGCUCCAGGACGAGGUCAACGGGCAGCACAAGAAGAAGAGGAGGAGGAGUUGGUGGUGA